ACCCGAAGCGAUCUCUGCCUGCAAGAAAAGCAAAGCGAUAUGGACGCGCCUCCCAUUAGAGGAAAUACGCUCCGGCGUGGGAGAACCUUAAACAGACCCGAACGUUUUCAACCUGCUGCACCUCUUUUAACUGGAAAGAAAGAGAGACAACCACUUGAUCCAUGGGUGCUAUUUUCUCGCUUUGUUACCUUCUGGGCUCCAAAGGCUUUAUUGGUAAAAUUUGGUGGCCUUCACGACAAGCAAUCACGGCAAGCCUGGCGAGAAAAGGUUGCGCUCUGCAUCAUCGCGCUCAUAAUGGGUGCUAUCGUUGCCUUUUUGACAGUUGGUUUUCGGCCGGCGUUGUGUCCUCCUUCGGCAGCAAGUAAUUCUGAUCUGUUUUUGAGCUUUGGAAAAGCACCUGGACAUCUUGGAGUACUGGGAUGGCAAUUUGACAUUACAAAAGCUUUGGUACCCUCUACAUUAGAUUUAUUUCAGCUAGCGGCACAACAAAAUGGUCAAGAUAUUACUAAUUAUUUUCAGAGAGACAGCUCCAGCAUAUCUAGUUGUAGGGUCAGUUCAAUACAGAAAUACGCAGCUGUUACACAACCUUUAUGUAGCAACGAUACACAAUGUCCCCUGGGCCGACUUUCGCGAACAACCCUGGACUCGUUAAAUUUGAUAAAUACCACCAAACAAGUAGGUUUUGAUUGGAAUCAGCUUGACAAUCUGACAAAUUAUAUGGUUGUCGACGGUGUUGUGCUUAAUCUGGGUCCGUAUAUGAAUGAUCAUCCGAGUCCUGUUGCGGGUGACGUUGUCGAUAAGAUCAUUCGCCGUGUAUUAUCCAAAACUUAUGCAAACGACGGAAAGGAUGCCACUCGUCUAUUUUCCGGGAGCGAUGAUAGGAUAGCUGCUAUGAAGUGUCUUACACAGAAAUAUUACGCGGGUCACAUUGAUAAACAGACAAUUGGUUGUUUUACUUCCGACCUAUUUAAUUACAUUAUGUUGGUGGUUAUAUUGGGCAUCAUAUUGGUCCGCUUCUUGAUGGCUUGUCUCUUCAGUUGGUUUAUCUCUCAUCGUCUUUCCCAUACUCCUAAAAAAGUCAAGAAGGAAUCACAAUAUCCUCAAAUGGUUGUUGGUUCUCGUAAGAGUCGCUACGCACCUUGGGUUCAUCGUAAUGACUCGGGGACCGUGGUGAACAAGAUUAACUUUGAUCAAAUUGGUAAUGAUUUAUAUACCGUUUUGCUUGUGACCUGUUAUUCCGAGGGUGAAGAAGGUUUACGAACCACUUGUGAAUCUAUGGCCGCAACCGAUUAUCCGGAUGAUCGUAAACUGUUGUUUUUGAUAUGCGACGGCAUUAUAACUGGUAGCGGUAAUGAAAAAAGCACACCGGACAUUUGCAUCGAUCUCAUAGAAAUUGAUGAUAAAUUUAAAGAUCCCAAUCCCCAAAGCUACAUCGCUGUUGCUCCAGGAAUCAAACAACAUAACAGAGCCAAAGUUUAUGCAGGACAUUUCUGUCAUGAAGGUCACCGCGUGCCAACAAUAAUCGUCGUCAAAUGUGGAAACCCCAGUGAAGAAGACAAACCGAAACCAGGAAACAGAGGAAAACGAGACUCGCAAUUGAUCCUCAUGAAUUUCUUUUACCGCGUUACGUACAACGAUCGUAUGACUCAACUAGAUUAUGAUUUGUUCCAGAAAACCCAUCAUUUGAUGGGUGUCACACCGGAUUACUUUGAACUUGUGUUGAUGGUGGAUGCAGAUACCAAAGUUUAUCCCGACUCACUCAGACUUUUGGUAAAUUGCAUGUGUAAUGAUCAGCUGAUUAUGGGUUUGUGUGGUGAAACAAAGAUUGCAAACAAACGGGACUCUUGGGUAACGGCCAUUCAAGUUUUCGAAUAUUACAUCUCUCAUCAUUUGGGUAAAGGAUUUGAAUCGGUGUUUGGAGGUGUUACGUGUUUACCCGGAUGUUUUUGUAUGUACCGACUGAAGGCCCGUAAGGGAGAUGACGAUUGGGUGCCAAUAAUCACAAAACCAGAGAUAGUUCAGGAAUAUUCUCAGAAUAUAGUCAAUACGUUGCAUCAGAAAAAUUUAUUGCUUCUCGGUGAAGAUCGUUUCCUGACCACUCUCAUGCUCCGUAACUUCCCAUACCGAAAGAUGACUUUCUGUCCACAAGCAGUAUGCAAAACAAUCGUUCCCGAUGAGUUCCGAGUGUUACUUUCUCAACGUCGUCGAUGGAUUAAUUCAACGAUUCACAAUUUAAUGGAGUUGGUUCUUGUUCGAAAUCUGUGCGGGAUCUUUUGUAUUUCCAUGCAGUUUGUCAUUUUCAUGGAAUUACAGGGUACCGUUGUUUUACCGGUUGCUAUAGUUUUGACCUUCUGGUUGAUUAUUUCGUCCAUCCUAAAACCACCCCACGGGUUCUCAGAGGCUAUCCCACUACUUAUGUUGGCUGCAGUACUUGGUUUACCAGCUGUGUUGAUCUUGCUGACCACGCGUAAAUUAGUAUAUAUUACGUGGAUGAUGAUUUAUUUAUUGGCCUUACCUGUCUGGAAUUUUAUUUUACCAACUUAUGCGUAUUGGCAUUUUGACGAUUUCACGUGGGGAGAGACCAGAAAAGUUGAAGGUGAAACCAAAGGAGAUGAUCAUGGAAAGAAAGAAGGAUCAUUUGAUCCUUCCAAGGUUCCACUCAAACGAUGGGAGGAUUGGGAACGGAAUAGGCUGCGUAGACUGAAACGAAACGAACGACAGCGUCAACAACAAGCAACCGGGGCUGUUCACCCGUCUUACAUAGAAUAUGAUGACGACGUGGGACUACUAGCUGGUUCACAGUAUGACGACACAUAUCUCACCGAAACCUCAUCAGUCGCCUCGGACAGUGGUCAACAACAACUUUAUGAUUUUAGUAGAUCCACCGAUCCAUCAGGACGAUUUGAAGAUGUUCGAUUUACUGGUAACACAGGUGGCGAUUCUACGAGUAAUUUGAGAGGCGAAGAAGGAGAUCAAGGAGAACAUCAGGAGAGAAUUCAAGGUCGAGACAUUUAA
This is a messenger RNA of Acaulospora morrowiae, 3015 nucleotides long. The record is from the annotation of a GenBank genome assembly. NCBI's taxonomy places the organism in Eukaryota, Fungi, Glomeromycota, Glomeromycetes, Diversisporales, Acaulosporaceae.